Pecten maximus is the source of this 1419-nucleotide messenger RNA. Its product is annotated as zinc finger protein 330 homolog. The transcript has 10 exons. The record is from RefSeq and is a predicted model, not a curated record. Bases 175 to 1143 code for a protein of 322 amino acids. Gene Ontology annotation, cellular component: nucleus. Gene Ontology annotation, molecular function: zinc ion binding. Lineage: Eukaryota; Metazoa; Mollusca; Bivalvia; Pectinida; Pectinidae.
ACUUCCUGCAUAGGGUUAAGAAUUGCGCAUGCUCUUUCGGGCGGAACUCAACAGGAUGCGCUUCCGGUUAUUUCGGACACAUGUCAAAAGGCAGGGCUAGGCCUAACAGUUGUCUUGCUCUGUAUGGAAGUACAUGUAUCUGACCAAAGUUAGAAGAAAAAGGAAAGCAUCAACAUGCCAAAGAAGAAAACGGGACAACGUAAAAAGGCAGAUAAACAAAAGGAGCGACAGAAAGAAAUAAGAUCGGGCAACACUGAAAAGCCCCUUCCAGAAAGACCAUGCAAUUUUGUGAUGGAAUGUGACCAAUGUAGAAAGACACAGAAGAACCGUGCCUUCUGUUACUUCUGCAUGGCUGUACAAAGACUGCCUGUUUGUGCUCAAUGUGGAAAGCAGAAAUGUAUGGCCAAGUUGGGCGACUGUAUUAUAAAACAUUCUGGACAGUAUACAACAGGACUGAGCAUGGUGGGUGCAGUUUGUGAUUUCUGUGAGGCAUGGGUGUGUCAUGGUCGUAAGUGCUUGACCACCCACGCAUGUACCUGCCCGCUCCAGGAUGUCAUUUGUACUGAGUGCAAGAGAGAUGUUUGGUCCCAUGGUGGCCGCGUGUUUAAGUGUUCCUACUGCAUGAAGUAUCUGUGUGAGGAUGAUCAGUUUGAGCAUCAAGCCAGUUGUCAGCAGCUUGACACUGAAUCAUUCAAAUGUGCUUCCUGCAAUAAGUUGGGCCAGUUCUCCUGUAUGCGAUGCAAGGUGUGCUUUUGUGAUGACCAUGUAAGGAGGAAGGGUUUCAAAUAUGUGAGAGGACAACCGAUUCCAUGCCCAAAGUGUAGCUUUGACACCCAGGAGACUAAGGACAUGAGUAUCAACACUCGUCGUCACCAGUUUGGCAGACAGCGUCUAGAUGAUUAUGAUUACGAUGACGAUGAUGGUGGAGGCUUCACUUUCGGUGGAGCGUCAGGAUUUUCCUACGGUGGAGGGGGAGGAGGAGGCUACUCCUAUGGAGAUGAUGAUGAUGAGGAUGAUGAUGACUAUGACGAUGAUGAUGAUGAUGAAGAGGAGAGUGAUGAAGACGAAAAAGAAGAUUUAAAAGAUGAGUUAAAGGCAUUGAAAGAGGACUUGAAGACAGACAUGAGCAAAAUUAAAUUAUGAUUUUAACAUAAAUUAGAAAACAAUAAAUGUACGAUUAUAUUUUCAAAAUAAUGUACAACUGAUUCUGUUAAAAUGUCCUGAUAUAUAUAAUAAUAGCAAUAUUUAACAAAGGGAAAUGGAAAUGAUAAAUGUAUAUUUGUAGCCUUUGCUUUUGUUAUCCAGUGCAUAACACAUGUCCAUGCCUUCAGUGCUGUUUGUUAUGUGGUGUACGGCAGGUGCUCGCUACCUUUUUGCAUUGUGAUAUAACAUUGACAAAUAAAAUGACUGCAUUUUCAA